AUGAGUGGACUUCCACCAAUAUUUAUAUGUCAUUCCCUGGCCAAACGGUUUGCCAGAGUUAUUGGUAUAACAUUAGGGAAAAGGGCGUACUUCAAACAUAAUAGUGCCCGAAAUGGCUUAUCGGCUUAUUGUGACACCAUCAGCAACGUUCACGUCCUGGGCCACAGUGUGACAUGGGGACAAGUCUUAUUCUUUUUCAAUGCAUGCUUUUACUUCUGCCACUUACAAGUGACAUUUGCAAAUGUGCUGUCUUAUGGGAAGGGAUCUCCGUGUCUUCAUUCUGCAUCAGAAUAUGACCUGGUCUCUGCCUACGAGGUUGACCACAGGGGCGAUUACGUGUCCCACGAAAUCAUGCACCAUCAACGGCGGCGAAGAGCAGUGACCACGUCAGGGGUUGAGUCUCUUCACCUUCGGCUGAAAGGCUCCAGGCAUGACUUCCACAUGGAUUUGAGGACUUCCAGCAGCCUGGUGGCUCCCGGCUUUAUUGUGCAGACGUUGGGAAAGACAGGCACUAAGUCUGUGCAGACUUUACCGCCAGAGGACUUCUGUUUCUAUCAAGGCUCUUUGCGAUCCCACAGAAACUCGUCAGUGGCCCUUUCAACCUGCCAAGGCUUGUCAGGCAUGAUACGAACAGAAGAGGCAGAUUACUUCCUAAAGCCACUUCCUUCACACCUCUUGUGGAAACUCAGCAGCGCUGCCCAGGGCAGCUCCCCAUCCCACAUACUAUAUAAGAGAUCCACAGAGCCCCACGCUCCUGGGGCCAGUGAGGUCCUGGUGACCUCCAGGACGUGGGAGCUGGCGCAUCAACCCCUGCACAGCGGUGACCUUCACCUGGGACUGCCACAAAAACAGCAUUUCUGUGGAAGACGCAAGAAAUACAUGCCCCAGCCUCCCAAGGAAGACCUCUUCAUCUUGCCAGAUGAGUAUAAGUCUUGCUUACGGCAUAAGCGCUCUCUUCUGAGGUCCCAUAGAAAUGAAGAACUGAACGUGGAGACCUUGGUGGUGGUCGACAAAAAGAUGAUGCAAAACCACGGCCAUGAAAAUAUCACGACCUACGUGCUCACGAUACUCAACAUGGUAUCUGCUUUAUUCAAAGAUGGAACAAUAGGAGGAAACAUCAACAUUGCAAUUGUAGGUCUGAUUCUUCUAGAGGAUGAACAGCCAGGGCUGGUGAUAAGUCAUCACGCAGACCACACCUUAAGUAGCUUCUGCCAGUGGCAGUCUGGAUUGAUGGGGAAAGACGGGACUCGUCAUGACCACGCCAUCUUACUGACUGGCCUGGAUAUAUGUUCCUGGAAGAAUGAACCCUGUGACACUUUGGGAUUUGCACCCAUAAGUGGAAUGUGUAGUAAAUAUCGCAGCUGCACAAUUAAUGAAGAUACAGGUCUUGGACUGGCCUUCACCAUUGCCCAUGAGUCUGGACACAACUUUGGCAUGAUUCAUGAUGGAGAAGGGAACAUGUGCAAAAAGUCCGAGGGCAACAUCAUGUCCCCUACGUUGGCAGGACGGAAUGGGGUCUUCUCCUGGUCUCCCUGCAGCCGCCAGUAUCUACACAAAUUUCUAAGCACUGCUCAAGCUAUCUGCCUUGCUGAUCAACCAAAGCCUGUGAAGGAAUAUAAGUAUCCUGAGAAAUUGCCAGGAGAAUUAUAUGAUGCAAACACACAAUGCAAGUGGCAGUUCGGAGAGAAAGCCAAGCUCUGCAUGCUGGACUUUAAAAAGGACAUCUGUAAAGCCCUGUGGUGCCAUCGUAUUGGAAGGAAAUGUGAGACUAAAUUUAUGCCAGCAGCAGAAGGCACUAUUUGUGGGCAUGACAUGUGGUGCCGGGGAGGACAGUGUGUGAAAUAUGGUGAUGAAGGCCCCAAGCCCACCCAUGGCCACUGGUCAGACUGGUCUUCUUGGUCCCCAUGCUCCAGGACCUGCGGAGGGGGAGUGUCUCAUCGGAGUCGCCUCUGCACCAACCCCAAGCCGUCGCAUGGAGGGAAGUUUUGCGAGGGCUCCACUCGCACUCUGAAGCUCUGCAACAGUCAGAAAUGUCCCCGGGACAGUGUUGACUUCCGCGCCGCUCAGUGUGCUGAGCACAACAGCAGACGAUUCAGAGGGCGGCACUACAAGUGGAAGCCUUACACUCAGGUGGAAGAUCAGGACUUAUGCAAACUCUACUGUAUCGCAGAAGGAUUUGAUUUCUUCUUUUCUUUGUCAAAUAAAGUCAAAGAUGGGACUCCAUGCUCGGAGGAUAGCCGUAAUGUUUGUAUAGAUGGGAUAUGUGAGAGAGUUGGAUGUGACAAUGUCCUUGGAUCUGAUGCUGUUGAAGAUGUGUGUGGGGUGUGUAACGGGAAUAACUCAGCCUGCACGAUUCACAGGGGUCUCUACUCCAAGCACCACCACACCAACCAGUAUUAUCACAUGGUCACCAUUCCUUCUGGAGCCCGGAGUAUCCGCAUCUAUGAAAUGAAUGUCUCUACCUCCUACAUUUCUGUGUGCAAUGCCCUCAGAAGGUACUACUUGAAUGGGCACUGGACCGUGGACUGGCCCGGCCGGUACAAAUUUUCAGGCACUACUUUCGACUACAGACGGUCCUAUAAUGAGCCCGAGAACUUAAUCGCUGCUGGACCAACCAAUGAAACACUGAUUGUGGAGCUGCUGUUUCAGGGAAGGAACCCAGGUGUUGCCUGGGAAUACUCCAUGCCUCGCUUGGGGGCCGAGAAGCAACCCCCUGCCCAGCCCAGCUACACUUGGGCCAUCGUGCGCUCUGAGUGCUCCGUGUCCUGCGGAGGUGGACAGAUGACUGUGAGAGAGGGCUGCUACAGAGACCUGAAGUUUCAAGUAAAUACAUCUUUCUGCAAUCCCAAGACUCGACCUGUCACGGGGCUGGUGCCUUGCAAAGUAUCCGCCUGUCCUCCCAGCUGGUCCGUGGGGAACUGGAGUGCCUGCAGUCGGACGUGCGGCGGGGGUGCCCAGAGCCGCCCCGUGCAGUGCACACGGCGCGUGCACUAUGACUCGGAGCCAGUCCCGGCCAGCCUGUGCCCACAGCCUGCUCCCUCCAGCAGGCAGGCCUGCAACUCUCAGAGCUGCCCACCGGCAUGGAGCACCGGGCCCUGGGCAGAGUGCUCACACACCUGUGGGAAGGGGUGGAGGAAGCGGGCAGUGGCCUGUAAGAGCACCAACCCCUCGGCCAGAGCGCAGCUGCUGCCCGACACUGUCUGCACCUCAGAGCCCAAGCCCCGGAUGCAUGAAGCCUGUCUACUUCAGCGCUGCCACAAGCCCAGGAAGCUGCAGUGGCUGGUGUCCGCCUGGUCCCAGUGCUCUGUGACAUGUGAAAGAGGAACACAGAAAAGAUUCUUAAAAUGUGCUGAAAAGUAUGUUUCCGGAAAGUAUCGAGAGCUGGCCUCAAAGAAGUGCUCGCAUUUGCAGAAGCCCAGCCUGGAGCUGGAACGUACCUGUGCCCCACUUCCGUGCCCCAAGCACCCCCCGUUUGCUGCUGCAGGACCCUCGAGGGGCAGCUGGUUUGCCUCACCGUGGUCUCAGUGCACAGCCAGCUGUGGGGGUGGCGUUCAGACGAGGUCCGUGCAGUGCCUGGUGGGGGGCCGGCCGGCCUCAGGCUGCCUCCUGCACCAGAAGCCUUUGGCCUCCCUGGCCUGCAACACUCACUUCUGCCCCAUUGCAGAGAAGAAAGAUGCCUUCUGCAAAGACUACUUCCGCUGGUGCUACCUGGUACCCCCGCACGGGAUGUGCAGCCACAAGUUCUACGGCAAGCAGUGCUGCAAGACCUGCUCCAAGUCCAACCUGUGA
This is a messenger RNA of Mandrillus leucophaeus (drill), 3789 nucleotides long. It is a transcript of the gene ADAMTS16, whose product is annotated as ADAM metallopeptidase with thrombospondin type 1 motif, 16. NCBI's taxonomy places the organism in Eukaryota, Metazoa, Chordata, Mammalia, Primates, Cercopithecidae. Gene Ontology annotation, biological process: proteolysis; extracellular matrix organization. The record is from RefSeq and is a predicted model, not a curated record. Gene Ontology annotation, cellular component: extracellular matrix. The transcript is spliced from 23 exons. The coding region runs from base 1 to 3789 and encodes 1262 amino acids. Gene Ontology annotation, molecular function: metalloendopeptidase activity.